AUGUCAAAAUUAAAUCCAGUUACAAAACAUAAAGAAUUUAAUGGAUUAUCAGGUGCAAUAGGUAUAACAUUGGGAUUACCAAUAGUAUUAAUAUUUUUUGCAUUUGUAACAAAUGAUAAUUAUUCAUUACAAGGUAUAAAUCUACAACUAGCAAAAGUUGUAGAUCAAUUACCUUCUAACAAACAAGAAUUUUUUGAGUUAUGUUUUAAUAAAAAAGUUUGGGCAGCUUAUAUGAGUUGGUUUUGGGGUUUAGUUUUAUUAGAUAGAAUUAUACCUGGUAAGAAUUUAGAUGGAACUAAAUUAAGAGAUGGGACCAAAUUAAAUUAUAAAAUUAAUGGAAUUGGAAUGAGUAUUACUUUAAUUGUUUUAUUAAUUUCAAGAGUAUUUAUUGUUUCAAAUUAUAAUUUGCCUGAAUUACAAUUCAUUUAUGAUAAUCAAAUUCCUUUAUUAUUCACAUGUAUUAUAUUUUCGUUUUUAUUGGCUACAUUUGUUUAUAUAAUAAGUUUUAUUCCAUUAACUCAUCAAAAUGGUGUUGGUACAAAAGAAAGAAUAUUAAGUGUUAAUGGUAAUACUGGAAAUCCUAUAUAUGAUUGGUUUAUAGGUAGAGAAUUAAAUCCAAGAAUUGGAGGUUGGGAUAUAAAAUUAUUUUGUGAAUUAAGACCAGGUAUGCUAUUAUGGUUCUUGAUAAAUUUAAGUUGUGCACAUAAUCAAUAUCAUAAAUUAGGGUAUGUUACAGAUUCAAUGAUCUUAAUUAUUGUUUUACAAGCUUUUUAUACUUUUGAUGGUGUAUUAAAUGAAGAAGGUUGUUUAACUAUGAUUGAUGUUACAACUGAUGGAUUUGGAUUUAUGUUAAGUUUUGGAGAUUUAGCUUGGUUACCAUGGAGUUAUUCUUUACAAACUAGAUAUAUGAGUAUCAAAGGAAAUGAAGUAAAUUUAGGUUUGAUAAAUGUUAUAUUGAUCUUAGUAUUACAUUUUGUUGGUUUUUACAUCUUUAGAGCAUCGAAUCAACAAAAAUCAGAUUUCAAAAAUGGGAAAUUACCACAUAUGAAAUCUAUUAAGACCAAGACAGGUUCUCAAUUAUUAUGUCAAGGAUGGUGGGGAUUAUCUCAACAUAUAAAUUAUUUUGGUGAUUGGAUUUUGGCGUGGUCAUGGUGUUUACCUACUGGGUUUCAAACUCCAUUAACUUAUUUCUAUAUGAUUUAUUUUGCUAGUCUUUUGGUGCAUAGACAAAUUAGAGAUGAUAUGAAAUGUAGUGAAAAAUAUGGUGAUGAUUGGAAAAAAUAUAAAGAAUUAGUUCCUUAUAAAAUUGUACCAUAUGUUUAUUAA
Messenger RNA from Lodderomyces jiufengensis, 1326 nucleotides. RefSeq names its product delta(14)-sterol reductase (gene ERG24). Gene Ontology annotation, cellular component: endoplasmic reticulum membrane. Gene Ontology annotation, biological process: ergosterol biosynthetic process. Lineage: Eukaryota; Fungi; Ascomycota; Pichiomycetes; Serinales; Debaryomycetaceae. The record is from RefSeq and is a predicted model, not a curated record. The transcript has a single exon. The coding region runs from base 1 to 1326 and encodes 441 amino acids. Gene Ontology annotation, molecular function: Delta14-sterol reductase activity.